AUGGAUCUCAAUACAGGAAUAGAAGAAGUAUUUAACUUGAAUCGAAAGUCUCGAAUAGAAUGGAUCUGGGAUAAUAAUCAAUUUAAAAACAAUGUUAAUAAUUUUGAAGGUUUCGUUUUAUGUCUAUCUCUUGAACCUGAAAAUAAGUAAGAGAAAGAUAUUAUGAACAUUAAAAUGAAUCUUAGGACUAGCCAGCAAGUGAACAAAACAGAAGCAUAAAAUUCCAAUUAUGAUAAAAAUUAUAACAUUAACAAUAACAACAAUAAUAAUAAAUAAGAAAAUGCAGGAGUUUAAGAAAAUAAUUUCAGUUUAAAGAGUCUAAAUUAAGAAGGCUUAAGCAGUAGUAUGCCUGAUAUAGAAAAAGACCAAAAUGUUAAAAUUUAAACUAUUUGUUACUUUACAGACUUAGAGUCGAGAAGUCAUGUCAUACAAUACUUCAAAAUGAGAGUUAUAUAGAGAAAUUUUCAUUAAGUUUACAAGGCAGUAAGAAAGCUUGGCAAAGGGAGCUUUGCAUCUGUUUAUUUGGUUAAUCUCGUAGGAACAAAUAAGCACUUUGCAAUCAAAGCAUUCUUGAAAGAAAAACUAAUUGAAGAAGAAAAGGGAUAUGAGUCGUUUUAUAAUGAAAUUAUGCUGAUGAGAUGCAUAAAAAAUAAGAAUGCAUUAAAAUUAAUUGAUAUAUGGGAGUCUAAAAACAGCUACUACUUAAUUAUGCCUGUAUGUUAUGGAGGUUCCUUGCUGGAUAGAAUAGCUUUUACAAAAAAGAUAGAAAAAAAUCCUGAAUUGUUAAUGUAAAGCAAAGCCAACCCAAUAGAUAGCCUUUUUAUUAAAAGUUUUAUGAAACAAAUGCUAGAGGCUUUACUCAAUUUAAAGUAACAAGGAAUUCUUCAUAGAGAUUUAAAGCCAGACAAUAUCUUACUCUGCUCUCCAAACCAAGUAGAACCUAUGAUAAUCGACUUUGGAUUAGCUACAUUUUAAGAUGUUGAAAACUACAUUUACCCUAAAUGCGGUACACCUGGCUAUGUUGCUCCAGAAAUAAUUAAUAUGAGAGAUAAAAGUUAAAGAUAUGAUAGCUAGUGUGAUGUUUUCAGUCUUGGAGCUAUUUUUUAUUUCUUAUUAUCACUGAAACCCUUGUUCUUGGGGAAGGUCACAAAAGAAACUAUUGAAAUGAACAAAAGAUGCCAAAUAGAUUUUGAUUGUAAAGAACUUUAAAAUGUAGAUUUAAACACAAAAGACUUGUUAAAAAAACUACUUAAAGUGAAUCCUUCUGAAAGAAUAACUCCUGAAUAAGCCCUCUAGCACCCCUACUUCGGAGAUAAAUUUGAUGAAGACGAUAUACCAGAUGAUCCUGAAACAAACAUCGAUAAGGUUCUACAACGUUUUAACUAUGGGAGACCAUUUGAUAUGCAAAAAAUAAAUAACCAUUCAACUUAUAGUAAAAUGAAUACAAAAACAGACUAGUCUUUGUUCAGUUUCAAUUACAUAGAUUAUGCUCCAUUUUAAAAGAAAGAAUCUUUAUUAAUGGGAGCUAGUUUAGUAAUGAAGCAGCCUAUUACUAUAAAGAACCCUGGCGGAAGAUAAAUAAGUUUGGAAAAUGUUGUUGAAUAAGCAAACGAAUAUAAAUAUAAGAACCUCCAGUCUAUGGUAAAAUCAGAGUCAUCUGUGAAGAGUAAACUGCUUUAUAAAUCUCCAACCCUUGAUUAAUCAGAAUAUGAAUUUUUGGUUGAUUGUAGCAAGGUGAAGUAAUAGUAAACACAAAAUUUUAAUAAAGAAAGAAGUACUGAAGACAGCGAAAAAGAUGAAUAUUUUAUGAAAAAGUAUUCUAGGAUUUUAAAUAAACCUCCUUUAUUAAAUAGUCCUAACUUUUAAUUUAAGAAAACAAACACUUUAAAUACUGAACCAACUUAAUACUAAGAAGAUAUAAAAAUUCUUAAAAUGACUAAAAAGUAAUCAGCUGAUUACAAUGCUAAAUGA
Molecule: messenger RNA, 1971 nt
Organism: Tetrahymena thermophila SB210
Lineage: Eukaryota; Ciliophora; Oligohymenophorea; Hymenostomatida; Tetrahymenidae
Product: Serine/Threonine kinase domain protein
Exons: 6
Biological process (GO): protein phosphorylation; mitotic DNA damage checkpoint signaling
Cellular component (GO): cytoplasm; nucleus
Molecular function (GO): ATP binding; protein serine/threonine kinase activity
Source: RefSeq, a predicted model, not a curated record